UUUCAUUUUCUACAUCAAUCCAAUGUUUCAAUGUUCCAAGUUUAAAGAUUUACAUCUAUGGAUACAUUAAUUGAUACAUUAAUUGAUACCACAAAAUCCUUUUUGACUUCAUCAGCACACUGCUUAAAUAAGAGUCCUUAAUGACCACUUUGUAUAAUUGUGUUUAUAUAGCAACUGUCCAGAACAUUACAUCAAAAUAUAUCUCUCGACUGUGUCAGGCAUUUCAAGUUAAUCGCCGCCCCUCUAUAACUAUAACGUCACAAGUCACCAUGAAAGACUCCAAACCCACUAUACGCGAUCACGAGUCGACAUAGAUAAUCCACUCAUUCAUAUUCCGAAAUAAAUACCCAUUUCUAGUUUCGUUUUUUCCAUUUUCUCACCUUUGGCCACAUGAUCCACUCCACAAUCCGAUCUUUUAUACCUAAUACCCAAGCAACUAUGGCGUCUUCCAACCGCGAACCCUCAAUCAUGUCCGAUGCGGAACCUGUCGAACCAAAAACAUCGAAUAUUCAUUCACUAUCCCGCGCCGUACUUGCUAGAAAAUCAGAAUAUGUCAGGUCACAUCGCAUACGAAUCAAAGUUGGGUCCUGGAAUGUUGCUGGUUGUCCGGGCACCGACAAAGAUUUAGCGAGCUGGUUCAUAGACGGGAAAGGGCUCGAGCCACAACUAGAUGCAAAAUUGGCCCGGAUGAGCUUAUCAAAUAACGACGAAAUUACGGGAGCAAAUGAAAACAAAAAUGUGUCAUCCAAGACAGGUGCGAAACCGGGGACAGGUUUGGGGGAACAGGAAGGGCUGGAACCUUUAGACAUGUCUACACAGGGUGGGAAACCUGAGUCACAUGUGCGAAUGCCAGGCGGUGACAACAUAGGACUUUAUGUCCUUGGACUUCAGGAAAUCGUCAAUCUGAACAUUGUCACCCAAACAUUCUAUUCCGAUCCCGAUGCCAUUGCGAAAUGGCAGGAUGCGCUCGAGGCCGCUUUACCAAAAGGAUAUACUCUCGUUGCAAGCGAACAACUUGUUGGUCUUUUACUACUGAUAUAUGCAUCCCCAGAGGUAGCUGCGACUAUUUCCAACCAGUCUACCGUUAGUGUUGGUACUGGCGUGAUUGGUCUCACAGGCUACUGGGGAAAUAAGGGGGCAAUCACUUCUCGACUUCUUUUAGGUGAGACCACUCGCCUCGUCUUCACUAACUCUCAUCUCGCUUCCGGCCACGAUCAGGCUAGUCUUGAUCGACGAUGCUGGGACUACAAUAGAAUUAUAACCCAAACUAAAUUUCCUCCAAUAAAUUAUGGUGGUGUACUUGAAGACGAAAGCGAAAAGAUAGGGGAUGAAGAUUUCGCCUUUUGGCUCGGUGACCUGAAUUUCCGCAUUGAUGGUCUACCUGGAGAAGAUAUCCGGCACUUAUUGAUGUUACAUGCCCGGGGCGAGUACGACGUCAGCAAGAAACAUACCGGGGAAAUGUUCAGCGAUGACGGUGUUAUAGUAUUACGCAACAACGAGGACGAUGGUUCAGAUGGCACAAAUACACCCGGCAUGAUUUCACGCGAAACUUCCUUUGACAAACACUCAGACGAUGAGGAUACUGAACUUCCAGAUCCCGACGAUUUUAUACCCGACCCUCACGACGACCCAGCAUCACUUCAAGCGACUCUAGAUUCUCUACUACCGCACGACCAGCUGAAGCGCAUGAUGAAAGAGCGCAAAGCAUUUCAUGAGGGUUGGCGCGAAGGAACCAUAUCAUUUUUGCCGACAUACAAGUAUGAUGUCGGUACUGUGGGCCUUUUCGACUCCUCCGACAAGCAGCGGGCUCCAAGUUGGUGCGAUCGCAUUCUAUAUCGCACGCGUACAGACGUCACUCAGUACGAAAAGAAAUGUAGAGAUGAGGUUGAGGCACGGAAAAAAGAUGAAGAAAUGAAGCAGAGAGGCAUCGAUAAGGCUGCGGAAGACGAAAACGUCUUAUUUGACUAUGAUCCCGCAACGGAUGCAAGCGCUGACAACCUUGGGCACAACGAUUCUUCGUAUUACGAUUACGACGAGGACGAAGCCGAAGACGAUUCGGAGCAAGUAAUCACAAAAGAAGGGUUUGUCGAUAGGAUUCAUCUGGAUAUAUAUACGAGCCAUCAACGGAUUAUGUCGUCGGAUCACAAACCUUUAGUUUCUGUGUUCACGUUGGAUUACGAUGCUGUCGUUCCCGAAUUGAAAGCCAAAGUUCAUGCCGAAGUAGCUUGGGAACUCGACCGAGCUGAGAAUGAGGGGCGGCCAGGAAUCACUGUCCUUGUUGAUGGGAAAGACUCGAUCGACGAAAAGAAAGUAACGGAUGGAAGCGAAGGUAUUGAUUUCGGAGAUAUCGGAUUUCUUCGAAACAAUGUUCGAUUUUUAACUAUUGCCAACACGGGACGCGUCCCAGCCAAGUUUUCCUUUGUGGAUAAGCCAAAUGUCGUAGAGGAUGCUACGAAGUACCCUCCGUGGCUAUUUUUCAAAUUUUCUCGUUCGUCAGCUCGUGACGAUGAGCAGUCACAGGACCCAUUGGGCGACGAAAUAACCUUGGAACCAGGGGAAACGGCGGAUGCUAUCAUAGAAGCCAACGUCCAUGAUUUGGCUCACAUACAGGCAUUAAAUAACGGCAUGGCGCAACUGGAAGACGUGUUAAUAUUACGUGUCAUGGAUGGGAGAGAUCAUUUCAUCCCAAUCAGGGCUACGUGGAUUCCGACAUGCUUUGGGCGCUCGCUUGAAGAACUCAUUCGCGUUCCGCGCAAUGGUGGUAUCCGAGCACUCGUAGAGAAACGACAAAACGGGGGAUCUAUACCACUUGCCUUGGAAGUACAUAAAUCAUCGCCAAGUGAACUCUUCAAACUAACCGAAGCCGUGGAAUCCUUGGCGGAGCGAACUAUAGCGGAUGAAAACAUGUUAGAAGAGGCAAAGGUACCACGCGAUAAACCCGGCUGGCCUUUUGAACAAAGUUCGUGGACUACAACCAAUUCCGAAGACCAUACCAAACUCAAGGUAGCUAUGAUCGAGACUUUGGAAGCGGAUGGGGAUUUGAUGGAUGCAAUUGAAGCCGGAGUGCCGUCGCUAAAACGACUUGAGAUCAUGAGCGAGGUCUUGCUCCUAUUUCUCCGUAGCAUGCCAGACGGCAUCAUCACAUCGUCAUUAUGGGCUCAGAUCGAGCAAGCGCUUCCCAGUAUAGGAGAUGCGAAGAAUUCUACGGAGGCCGAACAAGCCAAGAGUACCAUCCUCGACAUCCUCUCCACGUCACCUUACUAUAACAUAUCUUUUGUUUUUCUCAUGGCUAUGAUAUCAAAGGUUGGAAACGAACUAGUUCCGCUCAGCAAAAAUGAGACAGAGGCGUUAAACAAACGUAAAUCUAGCUCCAGUAUAGCACUAGGAAAGCGCAUGAGCUUUCGUCGGACCAACACUGGGUCGGUUUCAUCGCCAGCAAUCGACCAGAGCAUAAUUCUCCGAAGGAUCGCAUGGGAGAGAAGAGCUGCUGAGAUAUUCGGGGUGGCUAUUUGCCGCGCGGCAGUACCAGCGAACGCGAAAGAGAAAAAGGCGCUAGAAAAUAAGAUGAGAGGUGUCGUUGAGGUGUUUUUACGAAGAGACGAGACAUGAUGAUACGCUAUAGUAGCAAUAGGGGCGGGGAGGGCAUUCAGGCAUGGGAAUGCCACCGAUAGAGCGAUAUAUAGACGCAAUAGUCACUUAGAUCAUUUGCUUGUGUAUGUCAACCACGCGUGUAGAGGCUAUAUAUGUGUGUUUAUGAAGCUGUGCCACUAUAA
Molecule: messenger RNA, 3773 nt
Organism: Hypoxylon fragiforme
Lineage: Eukaryota; Fungi; Ascomycota; Sordariomycetes; Xylariales; Hypoxylaceae
Product: DNase I-like protein
Exons: 1
Coding region: 391-3609 (1072 amino acids)
Biological process (GO): phosphatidylinositol dephosphorylation
Molecular function (GO): phosphatidylinositol-4,5-bisphosphate 5-phosphatase activity
Source: RefSeq, a predicted model, not a curated record